This is a messenger RNA of Nilaparvata lugens (brown planthopper), 1175 nucleotides long. It is a transcript of the gene PGAP3, whose product is annotated as post-GPI attachment to proteins factor 3. Lineage: Eukaryota; Metazoa; Arthropoda; Insecta; Hemiptera; Delphacidae. Bases 115 to 852 code for a protein of 245 amino acids. Gene Ontology annotation, molecular function: hydrolase activity, acting on ester bonds. Gene Ontology annotation, cellular component: endoplasmic reticulum membrane. Gene Ontology annotation, biological process: GPI anchor biosynthetic process. The record is from RefSeq and is a predicted model, not a curated record. The transcript is spliced from 7 exons.
GGGAAGACGACAGAAGUAACAAAUGGAUAUAAUUUUAAACGGGAAAACAGCACAUUUCCAAUCAACAUAUUCGAUCUGCGGUGGCGUUGUUCAGAUGAUUGCCAAUAUGAUUGUAUGUGGUAUGUAGUCGACAGCUUUGCUGCUAAAGGAUGGCCUCCUCCGCAAUUCCAUGGAAAGUGGCCGUUUGUGCGAUGGCUUGGCCUCCAAGAGCCGGCUUCUGUGAUAUUUUCGCUGAUGAAUCUCGCCGUUCACCUCGUGAUGCUGCACCAAUUCCGUAGUCGAGUGCGACCUGGGGGACCAAUGUACAAAUUGUGGUAUUUCUAUUUUGUUGUGUGUGCUAAUGCAUGGAUUUGGUCAGCAAUUUUCCAUAGUCGAGACUUGCCAUUCACAGAAUGCAUGGACUACUUAUCGGCUUUCUGUAUGGUGUUCUAUUCUUUGUAUGGUAUGUUAAUGAGGAUGCUGAUUGGUGCACCAUUCAUGAUAUCAUUGCUUCUGACGUUGGUCUUCUUAUCCUUCCUUCUCAAUCACGCUGCAUAUCUCAUUUUGGAUCAGUUGGAUUAUCAUUACAAUAUGACUGCCAACAUUGUGAUAGGUUUUAUAUCUGCCGCCUGCUCAGCUAUGUGGUGCAUUUUGAAUUGGAAGAGACACUCACAUAGUCGCAAUCUAGCUGUGUGCCUGACAUGGGGCAUUCUCACCACACUUCUUGAGAUAUCCGACUUCCCACCUAUAGCGUGGACAUUUGAUGCUCAUGCGCUCUGGCAUUUAUCUACCACUCCAGUUCCAUACUUUUUCUGGAGUUUUGUAAUAGAAGACUGCAAGUACCUGCGGAAGACUUACAUGAAGGAGAGGUGACCGGGACUGAGCUGGCUGUUCUACCGGGUGGUGCGGCGCCGACCGAGUCGUACGACAGGCAGUCGGUCGCAGACGCAUCAGCUGCACCAGCAGACGUGUGCGGUCAGUUAGCUGUUGGUUUGCCAGCGCUGCAGCCUUCUCUGGCCCACCGCCACUGCCACCGGCCAGCGGUAUGCCUUGGCACCAGCGGCUGGCUUAUGAGCCCAACCAACCCCAAUUUGGUUCACUUUUCAUGCAUCCAUCUAGACAUUUAUAGUGCAUUUAUAAUAAAUACCGGGUGAGCAUAAAUUACCCUAUCCACUUCAUAGGUGAACAAAGCUAUA